UUCUUACUUACGAGCAUCCAAGCACAGAGUUAAACUAGCAAACCUGCUGCUAAUAAUUAAGAACCAUAGUUAGUUUGGAGCAGAUCCAAAGACAGGGUUCGAAAUGGCAGGUGGUGGAUUCGUUGCGGAUGCACCAACCACUAGCUUCGAUAGCAAGAUCACACUCGCAAUUUUAAUCACUUGCAUCGUUGCUGCAUCUGGUGGACUUAUUUUUGGAUAUGAUGUUGGAAUUUCAGGAGGUGUAACAACGAUGUUGCCGUUUCUUGAAAAAUUCUUCCCGGACAUACUGAGAAAGGCUGCUGGUAGCGAUGUAAACAUGUACUGUGUGUAUGAUAGCCAAGUGCUGACACUAUUCACAUCUUCUCUGUACCUGGCUGGGUUAGUCACAUCUCUUUUAGCGAGUCGUGUCACGGCAUGGAUCGGACGAAAAAACACCAUCAUCUUGGGUGGUGCCACCUUCCUUUGUGGUGGUGCACUUAAUGGGGCUUCUCAAAAUCUUGCUAUGCUCAUGAUUGGGCGUGUCCUCCUCGGAUUUGGGGCCGGCUUCACUAAUCAAGCAGCACCAUUGUACCUUUCUGAAAUCGCUCCAGCAAAAUGGCGAGGCGCAUUCAACACAGGCUUCCAAUUCUUCCUGGGAGUAGGCGUAGUUGUGGCAGCCUGCAUAAACUACGGCACCGCCAAGCACACGUGGGGCUGGCGCGUCUCUCUCGGCCUCGCAGUUGUCCCUGCCGCCAUUAUGGCGGGCGGCGCCUUCCUCAUAACUGACACGCCCAGCAGCUUGGUCGAGCACGGCAAGGUCGACCAAGCCCGAUACGCCUUGCGCAAAGUACGGGGUUCCACCGUGGACAUCGAACCAGAAUUGGAAGAACUUAUUCGAUGGAACGAGGUUGCGAAAUCUAUGAAGGAGGAACCGUUUAAGGUCAUCUUUGAGAGGCAAUAUCGGCCUCACUUGGUGUUAGGAAUUUUGAUCCCGUUGUUUAACCAGCUUGCAGGGAUCAACAUUGUGGCAUUCUACGCGCCUAACCUCUUCCAAUCUGUGGGUUUGGGGCACAAUGCUGCUUUGAUGUCCUCCAUUAUACUUGGACUUGUCAACCUUGCUUCUAUCCUUGUCUCCACUGGUGUUGUUGACCGCUUUGGUCGAAGGUUCUUGUUCAUCACCGGAGGCAUUGUUAUGUUUGUGUGCCAAGUUGGAGUUGCUGUAGUUCUAGCAGUGGUGACUGGUGUUAAGGGUACAAAGGACAUAUCAAAGGGCAACGCAAUUCUGGUAUUGGUUCUAUUGUCCAUAUACACAGCAGGUUUUGGUUGGUCAUGGGGUCCUCUCAGUUGGCUAAUUCCAAGUGAGAUUUUCCCAUUGAAGAUCAGAACCACUGGACAGAGCAUAGCUGUUGGUAUUAACUUCAUCACACUGUUUGCACUCUCGCAAACAUUCUUGGCCAUGCUAUGCCACUUUAAAUUCGGUGCGUUCUUGUUCUACGCGGGUUGGAUUUUGAUAAUGACCAUCUUCAUUAUAUUUUUCUUACCUGAGACCAAAGGAGUUCCAUUGGAGUCCAUGUACACUAUAUGGGGAAAACACUGGUUUUGGCGUCGGUUUGUUAAAGGGGAAGCUAACCAAGAGAAUCAUCCAUGAAGUGGAUCUCACUUUAGCUAGGUGCUAGUGUUGUUUGUGAGCAAAAAUGAUGAAAAUUGUUGGCUUUUUCUUUCCUAUAGCUUCUAGAUUUGUUUUUGUUUAUAUGUAUAAAUAUAUGUAUAUUGUUUUGUGGCAUAUCGAAAAUAAAAAAUAAUUUGAAUAAAAAAA
Molecule: messenger RNA, 1795 nt
Organism: Lotus japonicus
Lineage: Eukaryota; Viridiplantae; Streptophyta; Magnoliopsida; Fabales; Fabaceae
Product: sugar transport protein 5-like
Exons: 4
Coding region: 104-1627 (507 amino acids)
Biological process (GO): monosaccharide transmembrane transport
Cellular component (GO): membrane
Molecular function (GO): monosaccharide transmembrane transporter activity
Source: RefSeq, a predicted model, not a curated record